GAACAUAAGUAUACAAAUUUAUAUGAGAUCAGAGUGGCAUUGGAAGAUGGCGAAAUAGAUGGCGCACUGUUGGACACUUAUGUGGCGGCCGAAAACAAAGAGACACUUCUCGACGACAGGGUGUUUGUGAAAGAUAUUCUGGAUUAUCCAUUUGGUUAUGGAGUGGUUCUUUCAGGAGCGGCGAGGAAUGUUGAGCAAAGAUGCCGUGAUUACAUAGCCUUACAUAUCAGCGAGAUAUACAAAAUUGUAGAGAACAAGACAAAGACAGUUGAAGUAAGCUGCGAGUAGUUAUCGCUUCUUUUAGCCAUUUGUGAUCGACCUUAAAAUUCCGUGCUAGACCUAACUGUGACUUAUUCGCAGAGGGUUUGCUCGCUUUCUGUCGAUGUACGUGCAAAGUCUCUCUUCACACACGCAGCAAAUUCCCCACCUGCCCCCGCUACCAUUAAAAUUCACAUGGCGAAAACAGGUGCUGUGGCUUUUUUCGCGAGAUCAAUUGAGACGCGAUGCCACUUUUUUUCUCUUAGUUCUUAAUAAUUUUUCUGUUGUUUCCAGUCAUUAAAACAUACCCUGAGUAGCCUUCCCACCCAUUGCUAUAACAACUGGGAACCUAUCGAUGCGAGAAAAUUUGAUAUGUUACCUCAGGGUACGCCCGUCCGUACAGACUCUUGAGGCAUGCAUCUUAAUCAGUAAAAGAAACUCGACAAGCGACAAGCUUUUCAUUAAUGUCCAUAGGCAUCCGAUGGCGGUUUAGCUGAGAGUACUGGACUAUUUGACCCUGCAUCUCAAAUGUUUCUUUUGGCGGUCGCUUCUCUGAUUGGUCUCUUGGUAAUGGCUGUGAUUAUUGGCCUUUUCUAUCAGUGUCUGGUAAUCGUUCCCCGAGCAAAGAAAGGUAUGAUGAACAAAACCUAUACCUUCAUUUUCACUUUCAAAAGAUUUGUUACAGUUCUAAGCCUGAGUUUGCAGCUCUUGGGGUAAGUAAAGCGAGUUAAAUCAAAGAGUCCAGGGGUAGUCCGAAGGAAAAGCGGCUCUCUCUUUUCUGUGAAAUGUUGGAAACAAUUGUCAGCAAAAGAAAAUGGUAACAGCUGGGUGUCCCUGACUUUAUUUUACAAAGUCAGUAUGUACUUAGGAGAGACAGACUAAUUUCGGAGCCAAGGUUUUGAAAGGCUAUUAGCCUUCUCUGUCAAGUUGUCAUAUCGGCAUAAGACAUGCAGAACUCUAUCGCCAGUGUAAGUAAAGCGAGGCUAACUUCCACUCGGGUCACAUAAAAGUAUUUAGCAGACUAACUUUGGAGAUAACAAGUUUUUCGUAGAAACGAUUUUUUUUUUGGGGGGGGGGGGGUUGGGAGGGGGGCGGUGUUGGUCGAUGAAAGAAAAAAAGAGUUAAAGCCGGUGCUUGGAAAUAAAAUGUUUUUUUUUUUUUUUUAAUUUCAGAUCAAGAGAUGAAAGCAUCCUCAACACAUUUUGUGUAUAAGGAAGUCCUCGUGAAAGAGAUGAACGAUUUCGUUGAUGCUUUCUAUUCCAAGCUGUCCAGAAAGAUUGAUUUGAUAACGAAUAAGAAGAAAAAGGAAUUGAGAGAGAUGAAUGAACUGAAAAACGACAGACAGCAAGAAGCUCAGCUUUGGAAAUCAUCCAAAGAAAAAGCAAAUUCACCAGGAGACAAGUAUAUAAAACGAGCUGGUGUGGCAUAUUUGCCUGACGAUUCUCCACAACAACCUAUCCUCUGUAAUACAGCACAGAGUAUUCUCAGUCAGCAAAAGGAGGGAUGCCAGUCACAAAUUCUAUCUUCGAUGUAUCAGGCUGAUGACGCCAUAAGUGUUGACAGUGCUUGCGUUUCGAUGACAUCACCAGAUAACUGCUCCCUUCACCUCAGUGACAUCAAUACAACUCUUUAG
Molecule: messenger RNA, 1891 nt
Organism: Porites evermanni
Lineage: Eukaryota; Metazoa; Cnidaria; Anthozoa; Scleractinia; Poritidae
Source: the annotation of a GenBank genome assembly